AUGAAGAGACAACCGGAUGAUAGCACAUUUAAUGCAUAUAAGUUUUGUGAAGAUGGUGUGGCAUAUAGUUGUUUUCUUAUUGUUGUUCCAAAAGAAGUGGGUCCAAAAGAAGUUGAAGUUGUGAAGGAAGAACAAAAGAAAAAGGAUGAAGAAUUGGAAAGAUUGAAGUUAUAUCAAGAUGAGUUUAACCGCAUUGAAGGCAAAAAGAGAGAUAAAGAAGCAAUAGAGGCUACUCUAAGAAUUUUGUGGCUUGAGUGGACGAUGAAAAGAAUGCAAGAUGUUGCAAUCAAGAAGGUUAGGAAGAACUGGCUUGAACCAAACUCACUGUAUUUGGUUGACCUUCCUCUCUCCGAAUCUAUUGCAAACAAGAUGUUGCAAAUAAGAAGGUUGGGAAGAACACAUCAGAAAGUCAAUUAA
Lactuca saligna is the source of this 417-nucleotide messenger RNA. NCBI's taxonomy places the organism in Eukaryota, Viridiplantae, Streptophyta, Magnoliopsida, Asterales, Asteraceae. The record is from the annotation of a GenBank genome assembly.